AACGUCUUGAACAAGAACCAAUGGCAUGUCGGAACGUCCUGUGUUUACGAUAUAUUGAGGCGAAAAAAUCGUUAAUAAAGAAGAAUUUAAGUAAAUAACGAUCUUGAGUUUCUAGUGCGUUUGCAAACAGUGGCACUGGUAAAUAAGAAAUAAUCGAUUAAAAAGAAGAAAAAUAUAACCUAAAGAAAGGAAACACACUCAUGCGGGCCAAAGCCAGGUGCAAGCGAUAUCACUUCCGCCUGUUAACGAUCCAUUUUUUUCCAUGUGUCUGAACGGAUAAAAAACAAGUGGAGCCCCCAAUAAGUACAAAUUUCUAACCCAUUACGACUAGGUGAGACGUAUCAUGUCCGACCAAACAGAUCAACCAUGUCCGACCUCGUUGUUCAUCACCGAGGCAAAUGUUUUUUCCAUGGCUUGGACAUCUUCGACAAUGGGUAACGACGAAGUCAUCCGUUCCUAUAGCAACGGAACGUCUGUCAUGAAAUAUUUGGAUGACAAGUGUGCCACGAGAGCAGAAACUGAAAAGAGAAACAAAAGCAAAUCCAGUUUCCGUCACAUUCCACACAUUCCUCACAGUGUCCGUCCAGCGUUCCAGGUAGCCCGGAGAAAUGCACGAGAGAGACGUCGCGUUCAGUCGGUCAACGUUGCCUUUUCCAAACUUCACCAAGUCGUCCCAGCGGAAUUUGGAGAACACGAAGGAAACACGACAGACAAAACCAAAAUUUGCGAAGAUGCAAGAGCGCGGCGUACCAGUAAGGUCUCAAUUUUGAAACGAGCAAUAGAUUACAUCAAACUACUUGAAGAAGUUUUGCUGAUUCAAAACCAAGCUGCAGUCAUAUCCUAUGUCGCCUAAAGCCAACAAUGGAAUCUAAUGAAAGCUUAACUUGCCCAUAUCAACAAAGUAAUUCAGGAUUUAAGCUGAAGUAAAAUUUCUAUUUUAUUGCCGUCAUUAGUGAAUGCAAUGUAAAUAAUUUGGAAUGAUUGUCUGUAUCUGUUUAAGCUCUGUUUCUUUAAUCCUAGAUCAAGACGGAAAUGUUGAAAGAAUGACGCGUACCCGAGAUCGUGAAUGGGUUUAGGUUUUGCUCGUUAUCAUACAAUCUUAGACUCUACGAUGAGGUUCGUCAAUGGUCAUAGUGUUACGAACCAAAGUCGAACAAUGUUAUCAGCACCAUAAAGUUAAAUCGCAUUUAGCCUACCGAUCUCCAACGACAUAGCUGUGUCAGCAAUCAAAAUAUUCAAGGUUGUACUUAUCGCUCUCACAGACACACACAUUCCGCUCUAAUUUUGUUUUAAAGUUAUCAGCAACUCUCUUCUGUUCAACCGCAUAAACGUGUAGAGUCUCUUAUUGUGCAAUAAAUUGGUGAAUCUGGUAA
Messenger RNA from Daphnia carinata, 1373 nucleotides. RefSeq names its product achaete-scute homolog 2-like. Gene Ontology annotation, molecular function: DNA-binding transcription factor activity, RNA polymerase II-specific; RNA polymerase II transcription regulatory region sequence-specific DNA binding; protein dimerization activity. Gene Ontology annotation, biological process: regulation of transcription by RNA polymerase II; developmental process. NCBI's taxonomy places the organism in Eukaryota, Metazoa, Arthropoda, Branchiopoda, Diplostraca, Daphniidae. The transcript is spliced from 7 exons. The coding region runs from base 344 to 853 and encodes 169 amino acids. The record is from RefSeq and is a predicted model, not a curated record.